AUGCAUCCGCCCGUCCGCCCCCCGCUGCAGCCGCUUUUAUACGGGCUUCCCCCGCCUUUCGGUCCUCAGCUUGACCUGGCACUGCAAGCAUGCCAGUCCAGCAGAUCGCGUAAGAGAAAGUGCGACAAGGCACUGCCGAAGUGCUCCUCCUGCGCCAAACGUACCCAGACAUAUGAAUACUGGCGGCCAGAAACCAGCACGCCCCUAGAACGGGAAUGGUACCCGUCCGCGGUAGGCGAGGAGCAGCAGGCGGAGGACUGGACUGUUGACUUCCCGACCAUCCUCUUCCUCGACCCGAGCUUGCUGCGGCACGGCCAGGUAGAUAGCGGCCACGGCGCCAUGCCCGUUCCGCCGUCUAUCCUACAUCUGCUCGGUAGUGUGGACGAGGUCCGGUCCACGGCCGACCGCUUCUUCCAGCACAUCCACCAGUGGAUGCCCCUCAUAUCCAAAAAGAGGUCCUACGAUCUUUAUUUCCACAGGCAGCCAGCAUUCCACUCCCACUCCGACGUGGCCCUGUUGCUCUUGGCCGUGAAGCUGAUCACCACAUUCCCGCCGGCCGGGCCGCGGGAUUUCCGCACUCCCUUGUAUUAUACUACCAAGCAUUUUCACCUCGAGGUCGAAACGCUUUAUGAACUAGACUUAGCACAUGGCAUCUUCCCAGCCGUCUAUCUAUCCAUCGGGUCUGUGCACGUUAUGCCCCAUGCGUUGGGCAUCAACUUGAACGCCAGUCGCACGGUGCCGACCCGGAAAGUGCUUACCUUGGUUGAGGUGGAGGAGCGGCGGAGGGUCUGGUGGGCCAUCGUGGUUCUCGAUUGGUUUGUGAGUAUCGGCUGUCCCGGACGACCCUUUGCUACAGCUGAUCCUGCCCUGGAUAAUCUCUUGCCCGCAGAUGACGCGGCAUGCCGGCUUCUCGGACAGGUCCUGCACCACCUCGCCAGCGGCGCCGCAAUUCACGACUCGGACGAGGUCUGGAUGCAGCUCGACCGUACCCUACGAUCCAUGUUGGCUGCGGCGUUGGACAUUGAGUUCCAACUGGCAGCGCACCAACCAUGCCCUGACCGUCCUGAUGCAUCCAGCGAGCGGUCUCGACGGGCGCGAGUCGUGCUGGAACAAAUCACUGACCGCAUCAGCGCCAACCUGGUGGAGCGACAGUGUCUCCUGGGCCGCGAUCCGGAGGACAUGGCCCCGUGGGGCCUGUAUUUUGCUUUCCGCGUCUGCUGUGCGCUUGUACGGGCUCCGCAGCAGACGCCGCAGGCGGUGGCGGUGAUUCAGACCUUGAGCCAUGUAUUUCGUGCCAUCGAUGUUCGGUGGAAUGUGGCAGGUUUGUACCUGCAGCUGUUGGAGGCUCAGGAAGCAAUUCACCUGGGGGGCUUAAUACAGUUCGCUGCUAGGUAG
Parathielavia appendiculata is the source of this 1395-nucleotide messenger RNA. RefSeq lists its product as uncharacterized. The record is from RefSeq and is a predicted model, not a curated record. Lineage: Eukaryota; Fungi; Ascomycota; Sordariomycetes; Sordariales; Chaetomiaceae. Gene Ontology annotation, molecular function: DNA-binding transcription factor activity, RNA polymerase II-specific; zinc ion binding. The coding region runs from base 1 to 1395 and encodes 464 amino acids. Gene Ontology annotation, biological process: regulation of DNA-templated transcription. The transcript is spliced from 8 exons.